Vitis vinifera (wine grape) is the source of this 949-nucleotide messenger RNA. RefSeq lists its product as uncharacterized. The transcript is spliced from 4 exons. Bases 78 to 659 code for a protein of 193 amino acids. Gene Ontology annotation, biological process: protein insertion into mitochondrial inner membrane. NCBI's taxonomy places the organism in Eukaryota, Viridiplantae, Streptophyta, Magnoliopsida, Vitales, Vitaceae. Gene Ontology annotation, molecular function: transmembrane protein transporter activity. The record is from RefSeq and is a predicted model, not a curated record. Gene Ontology annotation, cellular component: TIM22 mitochondrial import inner membrane insertion complex.
AAAAAACCCUUGAGCCGUUCCUAAACAACAGUUAGUGUGAAAUUUCUAGGACUCAGUACUUCUUCCAGCGACUGCCAAUGUCGUCAAAUGAGAAAAACCUAGAAUCCUCUUCCUCUUCCGAUUCGUCUUCCUCAUCUGAGUUUUGGAAGGAGCGCUUCUUCAUCCCCACUCUUCUUGCAGGGAUUGUUGGUGGAGGAACUGGAUUGGUAUCCAAAUAUCGAAAAGUCCAUGGACUCGCUAACAUUUCUGCUACUUACGCUGCUAAUUUUGCUAUUGUCACUGGUUGCUAUUGCGGAGCACGUGAAUUUGUACGACGAAAUCGAGGUACAGGUCCUGAUGAUCUAAUAAGUUCUGCAGUUGGUGGCUUUGGUAGUGGUGCUAUUCUAGGGUGCCUUCAAGGUGGUCGAGCAGGUGCUGUCCGAUACUCAGUCAUGUUUUCUGUUGCAGGAACAUCAGUGGAUUUUGCCAUUCUUAAACUAAAACCUGUUUGGAAGAACUUCAGUGAGUCCAUAUCACAGAAGAGUGAGGAUUGGCUGAAAUUGCCAGAGUGGUCCCCCAUCCAAGUCCUUGAUGAGGAAGCCCUUGCUGCAAAGAAAGCUCGGGAACAAAAACUUUAUGGGCAGAGGGCACUUGGAAGUCUAAAUAAAGAAGAAUCUUGAGGGUAUGCUCUGUUCCUCAUCAAUAGAAGGAAAUUCCUCACCAAUAGAAAGGAAAAGGAGGAGAAAAAUUAUGCUUCUCGUGUACUUUUUUUUGGGUGUUCUUUCAGUUGAAUGGCAUUGUUUUCAAAUAAGCUGAUUUUUAUGCGGUCAAUGGGGGUUGUGUUUUGGGUUUUUAUGUUUCGUUAUCUCUGUAAUUCUCUAUCCAGUUGAGACACUUGCAGCCCCCCCAAGUCCCAUAUUUUAUAUAAUCAAAGGUCCAUUGGAGACUCAGAAAAAAGAUCGUGAGGAAA